Molecule: messenger RNA, 1325 nt
Organism: Seriola aureovittata
Lineage: Eukaryota; Metazoa; Chordata; Actinopteri; Carangiformes; Carangidae
Gene: imp4
Product: IMP U3 small nucleolar ribonucleoprotein 4
Exons: 9
Coding region: 125-1000 (291 amino acids)
Biological process (GO): rRNA processing
Cellular component (GO): Mpp10 complex; small-subunit processome; nucleolus
Molecular function (GO): snoRNA binding; rRNA primary transcript binding
Source: RefSeq, a predicted model, not a curated record
GAAGAAGUGAGUAUGGCGCACUCUGAUUCGCUCCUCUGUUAGCGAAUGAAAGAAACUCUUGUACACGUGUGGUCUCUCCAUGUGAGUAGUGCCUGCCUGCUGACUACUAGCUAAACAAAAGAACAUGCUUCGUCGAGAGGUGAGACUGAGGAGGGAGUACCUGUAUAGGAAGGCCCAAGAGGACCGGCUCCGAACAAUAGAGGAGAAAAAACAGAAGCUGAAGGGAGCGCUUGAUGAAAAUUGUCUUCUUCCAACUGAAGUACGCAAAGAUGCCCUGCAGCUACAGAAACUACUGGAGUAUGACGAUGAAGGAGCAGAAGGCGUCAGCUCUCACAUGGAUGAUGAGUAUAAAUGGGCCGGAGUGGAAGAUCCUAAAGUCAUGGUCACUACAUCCAGAGACCCGAGUUCCAGACUCAAAAUGUUUGCCAAGGAAGUGAAGCUGAUGUUCCCUGGAGCUCAGCGCAUGAACAGAGGGAACCAUGAGAUUGCUGCACUGGUGCGAGCCUGCAAAGCCAACAACGUCACGGACCUGGUCAUCAUGCAUGAGACAAGAGGACAGCCAGAUGGCCUGGUGGUGUGCCACUUACCAUUUGGACCCACUGCUUAUUUCACACUUUACAACGUGGUAAUGAGGCACGAUGUUCCAGACAUAGGCACCAUGUCUGAGGCUUACCCCCACCUCAUUUUUCACAACUUCACCUCACAGCUUGGCAAGAGGGUAUCGAAUAUCCUCAAGUAUCUUUUUCCAGUGCCGAAAGAGGACAGUAGGCGUGUAAUCACAUUUUCCAACCAAGAGGACUUCAUCUCUUUCAGACAUCACACCUACAAGAAAACAGACCACAAGAACAUUGAGCUGACAGAAGUAGGACCCAGGUUUGAAAUGAAACUGUACAUGAUCAAACUUGGCACCCUUGAGAACGAGAGCACCGCAGAUGUCGAGUGGCGUCACCACGCGUAUACACACACAGCGAAGAAAAGGAGGUUCCUCAGUGUGCAAUAAGAUAAUAAAGGACCUAAGAAAGCAUAACCGCACUGUCAGAGACAGUGCUCUUUUUUUUGACUGAUAACAGUCUUAAAAUGUGGAGUUUAAUAAAUAAGAAGUGAGGUUUUGUUAAAGUAACCUACCAAAUAAGAAUAGAAGUUCAAGUCAAUUGUUUGAUAUGGUCAACAAUUAUGGGUGUUUGGACUGCAUCACAUACAUCAUUAGUGACAGCAUUUUUAAUAAUAAUAAAGUUUCUGACAAACUCAUUGUUAAAACUAAUGCAUACUACAUUGACUGUAUUAUAACUGUUCAACUGUUUAAUAAUAAAAGUUGUUUUUAAGGA